AUGCCCUUUCUACACUGGGAACGAAGUCUGGCCUGUUGGCACUCUGCAAAACUGAUACAACAUGCACAAGAAAUCAACACAACAACCUCGAAGCCAAGUCUCAAGGACGUCAAAGCGCUCGAAUGCUCCGCAGAAGAAAAAUUGUUGCUUUGCAAUACUGUGAAAGGCUCAUCUUCUCAUAAGAGACGUACGUUGGAUCAAUAUCACUUCCCAACCCUCGACACGUCAACCCGUGAUACCGAUCAAACCGCCCAAAGAUAUGCAAGGAAGCAUAGCGGACCACAGUGGCAGAGCCAACGCAUGCUGAUGGUUGAUCAACUCUGGCUCUGGGUGCUGGAUGAUCAUACUGUGUUGACCUGCUUUCCACCCGUAUGGAGACAGGCGACCAAAGACCCUUCAGAUGUAUGUGAGGCGAUCCUCAGGUAUCUGGGUGACUAUGAAAAGAGAAGGUGGAUAAGGAAUGUUGAGGAGCUCGCCUACUGCAUUGUCGAUCGCUGUGCAUCCAAUGUUCUCGAUUCAGCUCUUAUGCCUGACCAAAGCUUCGACUUCCUCGAGAUGUAUCGAAGAGCAAUAGGCGACAUUAUGAACCAACAGAGUCUCCACUUCGAGAAGCUGCUUGUUCCUAUGGAGCCGACAGGGGACGAAGACACGAAUCCUUUUCAAGCCACAGCCGAGUUUCGUCUGCUUGAUGAGGCCAAAGACAUAUUCGAUGAGCUACAUGUGAUCCAGGACAUCACCAAAGUACAAGCCAGAGUCCUUCAGGCGCUCGGUGACACCUCCCGCGGCUACCAGAAGACUGACAGCACAUCAACGAAAAGUACCAUUGACAAGGUUCAAGCUAAACGUAUAGCAUACUUCCUGGCAGAGCGUCCUGCCGCAUUUCACUCUGUUGUAGACGAUCUUGUCGAGAAAGCCGCCAUUGCUGGUCGAGCCGUCCUCGAGAUUCUAGACCUAAAGCAGAAACAGGCGAAUAUCUUCGAGGCAAGAUCCGCAACCAAGAUGGCCAGAGAGUCGGAAAAAUCGAACGAGACAAUUAUGCUGUUCACCAUUAUCACCAUUAUCUUUCUUCCCUUGUCCACCAUCAUCAGCAUAUUCGGCAUGAGUGCGCGCGAGAUCGAUGGCAUCCGCAUCGGCAUCGCUUUUGCGUACAUCUGUAAGUUUACUCGAAGGAAUAAGCCAAGUCUAUGCGGAGGCUAG
This is a messenger RNA of Cyphellophora europaea CBS 101466, 1197 nucleotides long. RefSeq lists its product as uncharacterized. The record is from RefSeq and is a predicted model, not a curated record. The coding region runs from base 1 to 1197 and encodes 398 amino acids. The transcript has 5 exons. Lineage: Eukaryota; Fungi; Ascomycota; Eurotiomycetes; Chaetothyriales; Cyphellophoraceae.